Molecule: messenger RNA, 851 nt
Organism: Schistosoma turkestanicum
Lineage: Eukaryota; Metazoa; Platyhelminthes; Trematoda; Strigeidida; Schistosomatidae
Source: the annotation of a GenBank genome assembly
CAAUGAUUGUAUUUGAUCGUGUUAAGUCAAUGCUCGAAAUGAUUGAUAUAAGGCUGAAACUAUGGACUUCAUACAAUGUGAUUAUUGCAAACAUGAUAACAUGGAAAUCCCGUGCAGUGUUGGGAGGUAAUGAAACUGACAAAAAUUGCAAUGAAAGCUUGUGCAUACGUGACCCCGAAUAUUUGAACGAUCCUCUUCACAUAUCUGGAUUCGUUUUAUUAUGUAUUGCACUGAUAUUUGGACUCAUUAUAAUUCUCAGUCCACAUCUUCACUCUUCAUCUACUCAGAACGCCAUCUUCAUGAUUAUAACAUCGAUCUUGAUGACAAUCGCUAUCGCAUUGCUGAACCCACGUGGCUGUUGGUACGAACAAACCCUAGCUGCUAUUGUGCCAACGUUGUUAACAAUCUUCGCUAUGCUCAUGGGUUUGAGACUGAAAGAUUCUUUACAAAAACGGACAAUGCUGUUAUUUACUUUGUGCUGUUUACUGGUGGCAGCUGGAAUCGCAUUUUCUGUUCUAGCUGUAAAGUUCAAAUUUCCAAAUAAUCUUAUUUUUGCAAUUUUGUCGUUCAUUUGUUGGUGUUGUGCAAUGUUUAUUGUUAUCACAUUCACCAGCUAUAACUUCAGGAAGUGCUUCCUAGUGUAUUUGACUUUCUUAACUUCGAUCGAAUUUAUGAUACUCUUAAUAAUUUCACAAUUUCACGUCAAUUUUUGUUUCCAUUGUUGUAAUAAAAGCACAGAUACAAACACAACGAUUGAGAACCAAACGGUGAUUGAGCCAUAGUUGUUGAUAAAAUAUUUGAGUCAAAGUGAAUCAAUUUUCUUUGUGUUUCAAUAAAAUUUUAAAAGUAAU